Molecule: messenger RNA, 2257 nt
Organism: Suillus subaureus
Lineage: Eukaryota; Fungi; Basidiomycota; Agaricomycetes; Boletales; Suillaceae
Product: permease family-domain-containing protein
Exons: 15
Coding region: 198-1916 (572 amino acids)
Biological process (GO): transmembrane transport
Cellular component (GO): plasma membrane
Molecular function (GO): purine nucleobase transmembrane transporter activity
Source: RefSeq, a predicted model, not a curated record
GUCACCGAGAUCCGCAUUCGGUAACUCAGCACUGUUUAUGUAUGGUGUUAAUUGAGAGUUAUCGCCCAUUAACUUGUCAAGUUUGAAGUGAGAGUUUCGCUUCACUCUUUCGAACCCUUCGUUAGGUCCCGCUCUUAGAAUCUGUUAUAUAGUACUCUCCUCAACCGACACUCCUUUCUUUCCUCACCUCUGUCAACAUGCUUACUUUUGCCGACAGGCUCAACGCCCAGGUUGCCGAUUCCGCAGUCGGACGAUGGUUUCGUCUGGAGGGCUCUGGCCAUGCCCGUGAGCGCGAAGGUUCACGUUUUAUGACAGAUAUUCGUGCGGGUAUAACGACCUGGGCAGCCAUGGCGUACAUCAUUUCUGUCAACGCUUCUAUCGUAUCUGACUCUGGGGGAACUUGCGUCUGUGAAGCGGCCAAUAACUGUGCUACUGAUCCGACAUAUCUCCAAUGCGUCCAAGAGGUGAAACAAGAUCUCAUCACUUCCACAGCAGCCAUGUCCGCUCUCGCAUCAGUCUUAAUGGGUGCCCUUGCGAAUUUGCCUGUCGGUAUGGCUCCAGGGAUGGGACUUAAUGCCUAUUUCACAUACUCUGUUGUUGGUUAUCACGGCAGCGGGUUUAUUACUUACCAAGAAGCACUCGCUGCUGUCUUCUUGGAAGGAUGGAUCUUCUUUAUCUUGUCCCUUCUGGGCUUACGUCAAUGGCUUGCUCGCAUUAUGCCACAAUCCCUUGUUCUUGCUGUAGGUGCUGGUAUCGGAUUGUACAUUGCGUUCAUUGGACUAACAUCCGGUGGCUUGAAUGUAAUUGGAGGUGACACCACCAACUUGGUCGGUCUUGGUGGCUGUCUCGAGUCAGAUUGGUUGGAUGGUCUACCAUACUUCUGUGGUACUCAAGUUCUGCGGAGUCCUACCACAUGGCUUGGUAUCUUUACUGGCGGUAUCCUCACGAUCUUAUUGAUGCUUUAUCGUGUCAAGGGAUCUCUCCUAAUCGGUAUCUUCAUCACUUCCAUCAUCUCUUGGCCGCGAAACACCUCUGUCACAUACUUCCCACACGACGCCGCUGGUGAUCAGUUGUUUGACUUCUUCAAGCAGGUUGUUACUUGGCAUCCCUUGAAACACAUUGGCAAUGCACUAGAUUAUCACUAUAGUAAUGGAAAGGUGUGGUACGCACUUAUAACUUUCCUUUAUGUGGAUAUUUUGGAUACCACCGGUACUCUUUACUCUAUGGUUAAAUUCGCCGGCCUUCGUGAUCCCGUCACCCUUGAUUUUGAAAAUUCUACCAUCGCAUACUGUGUCGAUGCCUUCUCUAUCUCCAUGGGUGCGCUCGUGGGCACAAGUCCCGUCACGGCAUUCAUUGAGAGUGCCACUGGUAUUGCUGAGGGGGGUAAGACCGGUAUAACGGCAAUCGUCACUGGACUCCUCUUCUUCGUUUCUGUCUUCUUCGCGCCCAUCUUUGCCUCCAUCCCACCGUGGGCUACCGGCGGUGCGCUUGUCGUCGUUGGCUCGCUCAUGAUCCGCAAUGUUCGCGAUAUCAACUGGGACUAUGUCGGCGAUGCUGUCCCUGCUUUCCUUACCAUCCUAUUUAUUCCUCUGUCAUACAACAUUGCAUAUGGCGUCAUUGUCGGCGUAUUCUCCUAUGUCAUUAUCAACGGCUUCGUAUGGAUCGUCUCCAAGAUCUCCAACAAUUCGAUCAUGCCACCCAACUAUGACGCAUCCGAGCCCUGGGUCAUCCCCCCCGGCGGCAUCGUGCCCACCUGGAUCAAAAUCCUGCUUAACCGCAACACCCGCAUCGUCGAGGAGUCGCCCUCGGAAUACGCAUUCCAGGUGCGCCAACGCCACUCGAACAUCUCAGUCGACACGACGUCACAAGACAACCCUUUGACGCCCGGGAAGUUGACAUUCACAUAUGAAAAAUAAAAUGAGUUAUUAUUGUUGUCGUACUACACCUAUCAUGCUCUCCCGAUUUUGCGAUAUCCUCUCUGCUGUCGAUCUUUGCCACGCUUCGGACCCCCCGACGAGGCUUCCACUCUUUUGGCUAUUUGUUAUCUAUUUAUUGCAUAUAUCAUACCUGUCGUAUAUUGUACAUAGAGGAUGGUGGUUAUCGUUUUUAUUACCGCUGUUGUAUUUGUCUCUCUGGGACUUUGCGGAUUUUUUUUGUACAGAUAGCGCUAGUACCUGCAGAACAGCUUGUAGGGUUCUUAUGUGACGCUUUCUCCUGGAGUACAUUACAAAUGAAACCAGCCUCAUUUAUCCCCCUG